GGUUAGGAAUAAACUGCAUGUUUUUGAGUUUUUUAACAACUUUUUAAGAGAUUAGUAAAACAAAAUGGAAUCAAAUUCAUCUGAGAAUUCUCAAAAGAGAAAUAACAGAAAAAGAAAGAAGUCUUUUCUAAAAAAUGCAAGAAAAUAUGCCAAGAAAGGACACUUUGGAAGAGGCUCACAAUUGGAUUCUGAUACAUAUCAUUACUUUGUAAAAAUCUUGGAAACUUUUAAAGAAGGUUUUGAUACAGAUGAGGAUAAACAAGUUUUUGCUAAUAAUGUAUUUGCACAGACUGAAGACCAAGAAGUUAAUUGUUCUUGUAAUCAAGUGGGAUGCAGAGUUGUGGAAUUACUCUUACCUUUUGCCAAUGAUGACAUAUUGAAAAAAUUCAUGGUUGCCUUUAGUGAAGAUAUGAGACCUCUAAUCAGUGAUAGAUUUGCAAGCCAUGUAUUAGAAUGUCUUGUUUCUGAAAGUUGUAAAAGGACUUUAAAUAACAAAGUGCCAGAAGAAUCAAGAACAGACUAUCAGAAUUUUGCUAUUAAAGUUAGUAAGUUCUUGUUAAACAAUCUAGAGGAUUAUAUUUGGGAUACUUGUGGGAAUCAUGUCAUAAGAAGUUGUCUUACACAUUUAAUACAGAUGCCUGUUGAUAAAAAGAAUGAAGAGGUGGUAAAAGUUGAAGUUCCAGAUGAGUUUUCUGAGAUUGUUAAAGAAUGUGGUCAAAGAAUUAUUAGUUGGCCUCAAUUUAAAGAAAUGUGUAUGUCUGAUUUAACAUCAGGGUUCUUACAAGUCUUGAUGAAGUGCUUAAAAAUAGUGGAUUCUAAAAUGUUAAAAUUAUAUUUAAAAAAGCUAACGAAAGAAGUUUUUGUUAAUAAUAGUGAACAAAUAGAACAACAAACUAAUAUAUUACCUCCUGCAUUUGGUUCACAAUCUAUAAUCAUGCUUACAGAAACUGCUUUACAUCUAUCAAAUACAAAGUUAUUCACACAACUAUAUACUUCUUGUUUUGCUGGCCACCUUUCUAAACUAGCUACUAAGAGGAUUACAAAUUUUGCUGUACAAAAAUUAAUACAACAUAGUGAGCAAAAGGAGGAAUUUGAGUCUAUUUUUGAUGAACUUGUAGAUCAUUUUCCUGAAAUUAUAAAAGUAGGUCAUUCUGGAGUGAUCCUAGCUUUGGCAGAAGCAUGUAAAAGACUUUGUACUAAACAAGGAAGUUUUGUCCAAAAUUUAAUGAAAGCAUUUGACUGUUUUGAGCCAGAGGAGAGACAAAAUAGUUUUAUUUUGUGUUUAAGUAGAUUUGUAAUGUAUGAAGUUAAUCUCAAUAUGAGUGUGGACAAUCUACAAAAAGAAAAAUUAAAUUUACAUGGAACCUUGAUUCUACAGAAACUCCUGGAUUUUAACAAACCAAUCAAAAUAGUAAAUGCCUUGUUAAGUUUAGAACAAAAUACUCUCAAAGAUUUGUUUUCGAAUACCAUGGGAAGCCAUAUUGUAGAUGCUUACGUCAAGGGUUUGUUUGUGGGGGAGAAAAGUAGAGAAAAGUUGGUUAGAAAAAUGAUGGGUAUGUACAAAGACUUGGCUGUUAGUAAAUUUGGUUCUAGGAGUUUUGAGGCAUUAUGGAUUGCUGCCAGUCUAAAAUUCAAAUUGCAAAUUAUGGAAGAAUUAUCACACAAAGAUGGCAGUUGGAUACACUCAGAUUUUGGAAAAAUUAUAGCUCAAAAAGUUAAUUUUGUAACUUUUAAAAGAAACAAAGACGAAUGGAAAAACUCUCUGAACAAAAAUAAAGGGAAUAAGGAUGAAGAGAUGUUAGCAGAAAUCCUCAAAUAAUGUUUAACUACAUAAGUGUUAUUGUUUUACAUAAAUGUUAAAAAUGUGUUAUAACAUUCAGUAUAUUGUUAAAUAUAUGUAUUUUAA
Diabrotica balteata is the source of this 1906-nucleotide messenger RNA. Lineage: Eukaryota; Metazoa; Arthropoda; Insecta; Coleoptera; Chrysomelidae. The record is from the annotation of a GenBank genome assembly.